UAAUGCACAGUUAUGUGCGCAUGACAGAACCACGAAGAGGGCUAUAUUUUGUGGUACACAUUUCCUGUUUCCUAGCAACGAGCAGGAAGUAUGUGAAAUGGGAUGGAAGUAAAAAAAUCAAAACAAGACUUUGUGCACUGAUGUUGUACCUGCAUCCAUUCUACCACAGAAAGUACAUUUAAUAGUCAAUGGAGUGGUACUAAAUUGAUCCCAUUCUUGUGCAGUCUUCCUAUUUGGACUGUACAAUGAAUGUAAGCUCUUGUGAUAUGGAGGUGCCGGGAAUCUGAUGUAUUUCCCCCACAAUUAUCUAGCUCAAAUAUUUACAGUACUAUCCUGUAAUGGCUAUGCAAGAGCUUGGCAGGACUAAAGGCUUCCCUUGCAAACACUGUGGCAUAGUGUGCUCCAACAUGCCAAGCCUUCUGGAACACAUGGAUAGUCACUACCAGCAAGAAGAUGAUCGCAAGUUCAGAUGCGAUGAAUGUGGCCGAUGCUACAGGCAUGCAGGUAGCUUGGCUAACCACAAGAAAACACACAAGUUGGGUUCUUUUCAUUGUCCAAUAUGUGCUAGGAAGCUCUCAAACACUCUGGCCCUGAAGAGCCAUCUGCGCAUCCACACAUCACAGAAGAAGUACUCCUGCAUGGACUGUGGGAAGGCCUUUAGGCUAUCUACUCAGCUGGCCACCCAUCAAAAGGUCCAUCUCUCUGGGCAAUCAAAGAGGAGAGCCGGUUGGGCCACUGCAGAAUAUUCUCCAAUUGAGAAUAGGGAUGAAAUUGAAGAUAAUGAUGACUUUGAAAAGCUGUCGAUCUUGGUGGCUGACCAGCAAGACACGGGGAUGGAUAUUGUGUCUGAUAAUAACCUUAGCCAAGAGGACGCAGAGGUUAUUCCCAACUCGGCAAAUUAUUGUGACAACCUGGGCUUUGAAGCAGGGGAUCGACCUUUCAAAUGUGGUCAGUGCGAAAAGUCAUAUAGACACCAUGGAAGCCUGAUCAAUCAUAAGAAGUCUCACCAGGUAGUGCACUCAAACAUCCCUAUCUGUUUCAAGCAGUUAAAUAAUCUUGCUGCCCUCCAUAGUCACCAGAGAACCCACAAAAAGUCCAAAAGUGGGCCAGACACCCAUUCCUUGGAAGUCACUUACGCAGGCAGAGCACCAGAGCAGUUUUCACACCUGAACAGGGAUGCUCCAGUGCAUUUUUGUCAGCUGUGCCAAGUGAUGUUUCCUAAUGAUGAUGAGUUCCAGGAACACAUCCAAAAGCAUAAUUCUUCCUCCAUGUCCUUUGGGCACGAUCAAGGUUUAUCUGAGGAUCAUCAUGACUCUUAUGACCUUAGUGUCACUCCUUCUCCUGACUCAAACUUUUAUUCACCACCUCUAAACAAUACUCCAUUGAUGAAUCAUCAAGGGGAGCAGAUCAAUGAUGUUCAAAUAUACUCUGACCACUCCAGUAACAAAUCCACCUCGAAUACUCAGGGAGAGCUCCUAAUCUUGGAUCCAGAGAUUCCUGCUGACGAUCUAAGUAAAGCAGAAAAGUCCUCAGUUACAGAAAACGGUGAGCGCCGCUUCAAGUGCCAGGUCUGUGGCAAAAGCUACCGGCAUGCCGGGAGUCUCAUCAACCAUAAGCGUUCUCAUCAGACAGGUAUUUACCAGUGUUCCAUCUGCCGCAAGACUUACCCACACAUGGCUGCCCUCCGCAGCCAUGUCCGCAUCCACAGGGCCCAUCCGUCCUCCUUUAGCCUGGGCUCUGAAGGAGACUGGCUCUCUUCUGAGCCCCUAACACUGGAGAACCAGCAGGCCUGCUUUUCCUCUCAGGAGGGAGAUGCUAGCAAUAUGAUGACUCUCGCUCAGGAGAACACAAGUGAACACUGCAUUGCAGGAUCAUGCCAUGUGCAGUUUGACUCCGCCUUUCCCCAGGACAGAACAGUGCACCUACCUCACAACGAACGCCAGAUGGAGAGUCACAUGUGUGCAGACUGUGGCGAAACAUUUGCAGACAUCGCAGGAAUCAAAUUGCACAUAUGCCCCCUGCUACAACCGCAGCACGAGGCCAUGUCAAAUGACUAUGACAGUAACUUAACCUUCUUGGACACUAAUGGCCGAUGCACCAUGGGAAAUCCAGGAGAUCAUGUAGAGUUCCAGGGACUGAAUGGCAGCCCUAGACAAAGGUACUGUGGUGAACAUGACUUCUAUGAAGGCUUGAACGGGGAGCAGUUAAAUGGUGAUGGCAAAGAGGAGGAUGAAAAGGAUGAUGACGGUGAGCUCUAUCAGUGCUCAGCAUGUGGGAACCGCUACACAAGCAUGAGGGCUCUGAGGAGUCAUCUUCGUGGCCACACUCAAUCCCAUGGUACUCUUACAAGCUCCGGCCCCUCCAAGUCCCGCCUAGAGGCUGAAAAAGAAGAGGACCCUGGAAAUAGACAUCAGAUGGAUGGGGGUCUGAUGAUCUGCAGUACUUGCGGAGAGAGUUUUGCCAAGAAGCAGGACAUGCUUUCCCAUCAGCUCAUACACAAUAAAGCACAGGCAGAUGAUGCUAAACACAUGCCUAUGGACAAUAGUAAUGGAACUAGGCACAAAGAGGAGGCGGACAGCCGCAUCUAUGGAGAUUGUGAUAUAUUUUGCACCAGUUACCAUCAUCCUGAGACCCAUCAAUGUACAACAAAUGGGAAAAGUGUAUCUGUAAACGGUGUUGAAAAAAAUGAAAUGGGUGGCUCUGUCAACGGUAAAGAAUUAGGACACCUGAAAGAGAAUUUAAACAAUGGGGAUUGCCAGUACAAGUGUGAUCAGUGUGGAAGAGCAUACAGACAUGCUGGCUCCCUUCUCAACCAUAAAAAGUCCCACAAAACUGGAGUGUUCCGCUGCAUGGUUUGCCAGAAGCGCUUCUACAAUCUACUGGCUCUUAAGAACCAUCAGAGGACCCACUUUGAUGUUAAGAGACAUACUUGCAAUGAAUGUGGGAAGGCAUUCAAGAUACAGAAGCAACUAUUGAACCACCUAAGAUUUCACAAGGAGAACCAUGCCAAAAUACAGGAGCUCAACAACCAGAUUCAGGCCGUCAUGCAGAUGAAUGGCACGAGGUCAGAGGGAGGAAUGCGCUUGCUUAAUGCACCUGUCAAUCAAGCCACCACCCACAAAAAGGGUGGUGGUAGGCCAACCCCCAACAGAAAGAAUCCCAGUGUGGAGGGGGCUCAGACUCGAGUCAAAUCAGUGGAAGCAGGCGACCCUCGUCCCUACCCCUGUGACCAAUGUGGGCGAACGUAUCGACAUGCAGGAAGUCUGGUCAAUCACAAGAACUCUCACAAGACCGGUGAAUACUACUGCUCUGUUUGUAACAACACCUACUCCAACCAGCUGGCUAUGAAGAACCACCUGCGCAUCCACUUCUCAGUUAAAAAGCACAAUUGUGAAGACUGUGGUAAGGCCUUUAGGGGAAAGAAGCAGUUGUCUAGCCAUAUUUGCGCACAUCUCAGAAAGGAUAUGACAGGAGGGGUCAGGGGAAGAGCUCGCAGACGAGCAAGAAACGUUAAAUGUAAGCAGUGCAGACAGACGUUUAUAUCUGCUGACCAACGGACAGCCCAUACCUGUGGGUCACUGGCAAACUCAUCAGAGGGCAGUGAUGGACAAACGAGUAUGUCCUUGAAAAGGGAGGAGCGACCAUUCACCUGCAUCAUUUGCAAUCGCAGCUACCGCCACGCAGGCAGUCUCCUGAAUCAUAAAAACACUCAUAAGUCUGGCCACUUCAGCUGCACUUUCUGCUCCAAGUCCUUUUCUAACCCCAUGGCGUUACGCAACCACACACGAAUCCACACACAGAAGAAGAAGCAUGUCUGCCUGACCUGCAGGAAGGCGUUUCGGUUGGCCAGUAUCCUUCAAAACCACCAGAAGGUCCACACCAGGGUGGCCAACCACUUCAGCUGCCCAGAAUGUGGCAAGACCUUCCAGGGCAAGUCUGGGCUGAAGAGGCACCGCUGCCGGGGGGGUCAGGAUGACCGCUAUCACAGAGAGAGUGGAGACAAGUGCUUCACGUGUGACCUCUGUGGACGCUCAUACCACCAUGCUGGCUCCCUGCUCAACCAUAAAAAGACGCACUCAGAAAACCUCCACCACUGUACCUUGUGCCUCCAGACUUUCCCUGGCCUCCUCGCCCUCCAGAUCCACUCCCAGAUGAAGCGCCACUGCUGUCCAGACUGUGGCAAGACCUUUUGUCUCAUCUCGCACCUGCAGAACCACAUGGAGGUGCACUCCAAGGGCCGCACCCUGGUCUGCAGCCCCUGCCAUCAGAGCUUCCCCAACCCAGCCAGGUACCAACAACACCAGGAACUGCACCACCGGGCCCAAGGGCAUUAUCAACAACACAACAUGCAAAUGGAGGAUGACCUAAGCUGGGAAUCGGGACUAGACCAAACCAUGGAGCUCCAAGGCAUCCCCAAGCUGGUCCCGGCGUUUGCCCACAUGCACGAUGGCAUGCCCAACCAGCAGGAAAGCAACGAGGUGCCCUGUAUAGGGGAGAAGAGCCACGUGUGUGAGCACUGCGGCCGCACCUACCGCCAUGCAGGUUCCCUCCUCAACCACAAGAACAGUCACAAGACCGGCGCCUUCUUCUGCUCCGUGUGCCAGAAGGAGUUCACCAACCUGAUGGCGCUGAAGAACCACCGGCGCAUCCACACGGAGCCCAAACGCUACCAGUGCCUGGAGUGCGGCAAGGCCUUCCGCGUGUCCACCCAGCUCAUCUGCCACCGGAGGAUCCACACCAAAGAGAAGCCCUUCUCCUGCCUGCUGUGCGAAAAGCGCUUCUCCAGCAAGUCAAACCUGCGCCACCACCAGAAGAUGCACCAGAGUGGUGGCCAGGACUACAAGUCCUCCUUCGGCAUGGAUACUAACAGUUUUAUGGACUUGGACAUGGGCUCUUUUCUCUGAGUCAGGACUCCGUGUCAAAUGCUUAUUAUAUUAUUCUCCCCAUUCACUGGACCCCUAUCGGUAAUUGUAAAGUGGCGUGUUCCACAAAGCCCCAGUAGAGACAGCGUUUCCUCUUGAUGUUGAACUCUUCAAAGCUGCCUCACAAACGUUUCAUUUUUCUGAUUAUGCUUCGGUCAUACACUUUGGGAGAGGUCGAAGGAUUUCUUAUCUCUAGCAGGGAUUGUGGCACUGUUAAACUUCCCAGAUGGGCACAGGCGACAGUGUCUGUCAAAUCUUUCUAAGAUUAUUUUCGCAUGGAGUGCACAUUGUCAUUGAAUCGUUUAACGCUAUAGGAGUGAGAACUAUUGGACCUCCUUCCAUACUGACUGUAUCAAUGGCCUCACAAGGUAGACAGUCCAAUUUCCCAACCAAAGUGAACCGAUGUAACAGAACUGUUUCAGCCCAGUUCCUGCAUUUGAGAUUGAUUUAUACAAUGACUCAUAUUUUUACGAGAAAAGUGCUGUUCUGAAAUUGUCAUUUCCUCUCGCUAUCUAUUACUGUGUUCAGUGCCUCCGUCGGUUCAAUUCUCUGCCCAGCUUAUCAAAAGUGAGGGCUGUUCUCAAUAUUUUGCCAUAGGUUAGAGAAAAGUGAUCAAUUUGACCAUUUCUGAUGUGGCGUCAAUAAGCAUGACCUCCUAGACUUACCCAGAGGAUGAUAUCAAAGGUAUUUACUGAAAUCAUGUAAUCAAGUUGUUUUAGUGAUGGUGAUAUUUGGGUACACCCUUUGGGUGAUAUAUGUAUGCUAAAUGGGCAUAUUUGAUUAUUUAUUCCUGUUCUUUUGACUUAGUUUCAAUUUUUCUGUGUGUACUUUGAUAUAUCAUUUUCUAUGAAUGUUACCUUGACUCUUAAGAAAUAUCCUAUGUAGCAUUUAAGGGAAUUCCUCAAUCUGUAAUUCCAUUCUCAAUUGGUGCGACUCCGACACAGGUAGGAAUGCAUUAGCCAAGGACAGUGGGCUUGCCAGCACUGUGGUUUUGCCACAUUAAAAUGUCUGAUGUGCAAAGCAUUGUAGAUAAUUAUCCA
Oncorhynchus keta (chum salmon) is the source of this 5962-nucleotide messenger RNA. Its product is annotated as zinc finger protein 646-like. Gene Ontology annotation, biological process: regulation of transcription by RNA polymerase II. The record is from RefSeq and is a predicted model, not a curated record. Gene Ontology annotation, cellular component: nucleus. The transcript is spliced from 4 exons. The coding region runs from base 339 to 4904 and encodes 1521 amino acids. NCBI's taxonomy places the organism in Eukaryota, Metazoa, Chordata, Actinopteri, Salmoniformes, Salmonidae. Gene Ontology annotation, molecular function: zinc ion binding; DNA-binding transcription factor activity, RNA polymerase II-specific; RNA polymerase II transcription regulatory region sequence-specific DNA binding.